Messenger RNA from Episyrphus balteatus (marmalade hoverfly), 2294 nucleotides. RefSeq names its product glycogenin-1-like. Gene Ontology annotation, cellular component: cytoplasm. The transcript is spliced from 7 exons. Gene Ontology annotation, molecular function: glycosyltransferase activity. Lineage: Eukaryota; Metazoa; Arthropoda; Insecta; Diptera; Syrphidae. The coding region runs from base 386 to 2236 and encodes 616 amino acids. The record is from RefSeq and is a predicted model, not a curated record.
AUAAAAUCAGAAAAACCUCCCGCAAACUUUAAACAUCAUCAUCAUCACUAAGAAAAAUAAUAACAAAAAAACUUCAUCAAUUCUAUUUUCAUCUCUCAAAAAAAAAAAAACUGAUAGACCCGUUCAAUUGAAAGCCAAAGACAUUCAGUUUAUCGCCGUUCGUGUUCCGAGUAGCAACUCUGAGCGCUUCUCUAUCUGCUUUAUAUUUCUCAGUGUAAAUUUGGGAAUAAACUAUAUAUUUUUGGCCGGUUGAGAAUUUAUACGCACUUUCUUUUUUUUUCAUACAACAAACCCCCCUUGUGUGUUAAAAAAAAAUAAAACAAAAUUUAAAAUUUUGUGUGUGAAUUUUAAUUGAAAUAAAAAUUUAUAAAAAAAAUAUAUCAAAAUGAGCAAAUGUGCGUGGGUGACGUUAACAACAAACGAUGCAUACUCCCUCGGUGCCAUGGUUCUGGCACAUUCGCUUAAACGCGUCGGAACAGUCCAUGAUUUGGUUGUUAUGAUCACACCAACUGUAUCCGAAGCAAUGCGCAGCCGUCUGAGAGAUGUCUUCGAUCUAGUUCAAGAGGUCAAUGUUUUAGACUCAAAAGAUGCUGCCAAUUUGGCAAUUCUAGCACGUCCCGAACUCGGUAUCACUUUUACAAAAUUACAUUGCUGGAAACUUGUGCAAUAUCAAAAAUGUGUAUUCCUUGAUUCUGAUACACUUGUCAUUCAAAAUUCUGAUGAAUUAAUGGAACGUGAAGAAUUAUCAGCUGCACCCGAAGUAUGUUGGCCAGAUUGCUUUAAUUCUGGUGUCUUUGUGUAUCGUCCAAAUGAAGCCACUUUCAAUUCAAUUAUUGAAUUUGCAGCGAAAAAUGGCAGCUUCGAUGGCGGUGAUCAAGGCAUUUUGAAUUCAUACUUUUCACAAUGGGCACACACUGACAUCAGCAAGCAUUUGCCAUAUACAUAUAAUACAGCAGCUUUUGCUGUUUACAGUUAUUUACCAGCAUUUAAAGAAUUUAAAAAUAAAAUUAAAAUUCUUCAUUUUGCUGGAAAAAUGAAGCCAUGGUUAUUGAAUUUCAAUUCGGAAACCAAAGUCGCUCAAAUUCCUCCAAUGUUCACUCAUGCUGGUGAUUUCAUUCAAUUGUGGUGGAAUAUUUUCUGUGAUAAUGUUCAUCAAAAAUUAUCCGAUCAAAUGCUGCAUGAAAUGCGGACAUAUUGGCCAAUACAGGAAUCACAAAUAGUUCCACCAUGGGCACAAGAAAACAUUCCUAAUUUGUCGUCCUCUCCUAGUGUAUCAAAUUAUGAUAGUGGAAAUUUCUUUGAUGAUAUUCAGCCCUACCAUGAUCCUUGGGAAGAUUACUAUGAAAAUUUGGAAAAACUUAAAGAACAAAAUUUUACAAAUCACAUCAAUGAGAUUUUUAUUGAGCCUAAAUCACCAUCAUCCUCUCAACCACAACAACAUCAAAAUCAACCAGAUAAUCAAGUGUCAUAUUCUCACCAUGAUGAAACUCACCAUACUCAAGCUGCUUCACCUCCCCAAGUUAUAGAACAAUCUUCAUGUGAUCAAUACAAUCAAAUUCAACAAAAUUGGUCACAAAAUAUUGACAAACAACAAGAACAAGUUGAAACGUAUUGGCAUGAUGCUGAUCCACAAUCAAGUAGAUUUCAAACUAUAAAUACCGAUGGCAGCGACACUCACCGUACACUAACAGAAAGUGAAUUAAAUCAAUCGUUGAAUGAAGCUCUGUUGGAUGAGGAAGAAAAUCAAUAUAAUUUAGAUUCAAGUGCAAUAACAGUAUCGAGUGAUAGUAGUGAUGAUUAUGAGGAUUCACUUGAUGUCUCACCACAAAAUGAUUCAAAUAAAAUGCCCAUAGCAAAUGAGGCUGGCCUAGCUGGUGCUUUAGCACAAGUUCGUUUGGGUGAACCACGUUCCACCGAACAAGAAGCUUAUGAAGCUUCAAUGAGACGCCAAUGCUGGGAAGUUGGAAAUAUUGACUACACAGGCCGUGACUCGUUCGACAAUAUCUGGAAGAAAAUCACAGAAACUCUAGAAACGAAACCUGAUGGCAAAUCUGCUGAUGACGAAAAUGCUUCAAUAACUUCAAUAACACCACCUGAAAUUGAAAUUAAACAAACAGCUACGAAGCUUUUAACAUCUAAUUUACCAACUCCAAGUCCUGCUAAAUCAACUACUAUUACUACUAACAAACAAGCCCCACAACCGCCAGCAAGGCAAAGAUCCAAAAAAUCCAAAUAGCAAUUAAUAGUUAACAAAUGCUAUGAAUUUUUCAAUAAAUUAGCUUAUAAGUUAAAAA